CAUUGUUGUUUACAACCGGAAGUAGCUACAUAGAGGAAAAAGAGAAGAAGAAGACGCGUUAGCUAUGGUGUUAGCAUGACUUACUUGUUAGUCAGUUAGCUGUCGUUAGUAACCUGUCACUCGGUGCAAAGCAACAACAUGUCAGUGCACUUCGAAGAGAGGAGCGGUGUCGUUCCCUGUAAGACACCCUGGGGAUCCUGGUACCAGACCAUGGAGGAGGUUUUCAUCGAAGUUAAUGUGCCUCAUGGGACGUCUGCUAAAGAAGUCAAGUGUCAUUUGGGAUCCAGAGACAUCGAGCUGCACGUCAAAGGGAAGGAAAUAAUCAAGGGAAAGUUGUUUGACACAACCGUGUCUGAUGAGGCUACUUGGACACUAGAGGAUAAGUGUCUAAUCCGGAUCAUUCUGAUGAAGACCAACAGAGAAGCAGGGAACUGCUGGUCCUCCUUGCUGGAGGGGGACUACUGCGCCAACGCCUGGGUCCAGGACCAGAUGCAGAGAAAGCUUACACUGGAGAGGUUCCAGCGGGAGAAUCCUGGAUUUGACUUCAGCGGUGCAGAGAUCUCUGGCAAUUUUGCUGGUGGCGGUCCGGACUUUUCCAGUUUACAGAAGUGACUGUUGCCACAGUGUUAAAAACCUGUUACCCACUGGAGAUGUCCCCUCUUCCUCCUGAUGAACACUAGAGGACAUCUAUGACCCACAGGAACAGUGGAUCCUUCAGGUCUUGUGUAAGAGAAGUGAAAACGUCUUGCCAUCAGGGAACUCAUAUUUGGCAGUCAGCAAGACGUGACUGUGCAGCAGAGACUUGAUACAACAGCAUAUUAAUCUCUUUUCUUGGCUGUGGACUGUUGCUAAGCCUGAUUGAGCAGAUUGCAAAGUCAUUCAUUUUACAAGCAGAAUAGUUAAAGGCAACUGUUGUCAUAAAAAAAAAAAAUCCUUGGAGCGGUCUUUGAUAAUGAAACAAAUGCACAAAUUAGUAACUUUUCAAUAAAGUUUUAUUGAAAGGUGCAAGUACAUGGGUUAACCAGAUGCUGUAUUCAAUUGGCCAUUUUUAAUUUUGAGAAUUUGUCACUAAAGAAAACUAGACAGGGAUGUGGGCAAAAAAAAAAAAAAAAAAAAAACCUAUACCAAUUUCAGUCCACAUUUCCACUGCACUUUCAAAUUUUUUUAGUGUUCUCUACAUAGCUUGACAAUAGAAAUCAAUACUAUAUGUGGCACUUCAGCUUCACUCAGUUGCCAAAAAUAAUUUAGUGAAAACAAGUCAUAUGUAACUGCUGAUGACAUUUCACCUCAGACAGUAUGGUUAGCCAUGUGUGACAGGAUCGUCACUGGAGAAAACCUGAGAUCCAUCACCAUAUCUCAGAAAAAAAAAAA
This is a messenger RNA of Monopterus albus (swamp eel), 1371 nucleotides long. It is a transcript of the gene nudcd2, whose product is annotated as NudC domain containing 2. Gene Ontology annotation, biological process: protein folding. Bases 139 to 612 code for a protein of 157 amino acids. Lineage: Eukaryota; Metazoa; Chordata; Actinopteri; Synbranchiformes; Synbranchidae. The transcript has 4 exons. Gene Ontology annotation, cellular component: cytoplasm. The record is from RefSeq and is a predicted model, not a curated record.